GAUGGAAGGGGAAAGAUGAACUGGAGUGAGAACAGUGAUAGUGAAAAUAAAAUCACGUUUUUCAAUCAUGACGUUUUGGAAAAAUGCAGACAUAUUUUGAAAAUUCGUGUGACUUGUAAGCUAAAGUAUAAUGAAGUUCAUUUACCGGGAUCACCGAAUAACAUCGACGGGUACCAUACGAAUUGUUACAGUAAUUUCACUGCUGUUAAAAGGAAUUAUGUUGACAAAUAUAAUGCAUUGAAUUUACCAGAGCCUGAUCUCCCUAAUGACGAAUCAUCUUCUGCAAGUCAAGCUACACUGUCUUGUCAACCAAGCACGAGUUCGUCAGCUAAUAGUGAAUCGACUGCUUCGUCAUCUGAGAGUCAAAGUACACUGCCUUGUCAUUCCAGCACAAGUAACGAAAAUGUUCAAAACUUGGAAGAAGGAGUAGAUAGCGACAAUGUAGUUUGUUUUUUUUGUGAUAAAUCGCGUAAAAUUCACAACUACAAAGUAGUUCCAAUUGUCAAAUGUGAUUGUAAAUUGCCAAUAUUAAUCGAAAAAAUCGUUACACAUGCCAUUGCUCUAAACGAUAAACAGAUAUUAACUAAAAUUGAAAAUGCCCGGUCGAAAAAUGUCAUUUCUUAUCACAAUAUGUGUCAAUUAAAUUAUUUUAAGCAACUUGUAUCUAAAUCUAUUCAAAAAUCAGAGUGGCAUGCUAUACGAGAUAUUCAUGUCAUAAUCGACAAUGAAAUUUAUGAUUUAAUAUCAAAUAAUACGAUAGCAAACAAGGAGUGCUAUUCAUUGAAAUAUCUUGUUGAGUAUGCCAAAAAUGCUUUGUAUAAGUUAGGUGUAGAUAAUUACGAAUCUUACGAAUCAAGCUUAACGAGCACUUAUUUGUUAGAGAAAUUAAAAAAAAAAUUUGGCGAUUAGUUGCAAGUGAUAACGU
Molecule: messenger RNA, 925 nt
Organism: Nasonia vitripennis (jewel wasp)
Lineage: Eukaryota; Metazoa; Arthropoda; Insecta; Hymenoptera; Pteromalidae
Exons: 4
Coding region: 16-909 (297 amino acids)
Source: RefSeq, a predicted model, not a curated record